Rhopilema esculentum is the source of this 4107-nucleotide messenger RNA. The record is from RefSeq and is a predicted model, not a curated record. NCBI's taxonomy places the organism in Eukaryota, Metazoa, Cnidaria, Scyphozoa, Rhizostomeae, Rhizostomatidae.
UAAGGUAGGUCACUGGUGGCUGACCAUCAAAAAAUUGAUUUUUUGUUUUUUGGUUAUUACCCCUCCUUAGUCAUCUAAGAUUAAGAUCCUGACCUUUCUCAACGAAUUCCAAUCUUUUUUUGCUAGAUUAUUUUACUUUUUUCUGAGGUACUACCUCGCGAUCAGCUGAUUUUUUGUCUUUGCCGAAAAUUUUUUUAGUUUUUUAAAGAAGCCAAUUUUAUCUUCUGGGACAGCGAAGUCCAACAAAUUUGACAUCGUUUGAAAGCCCUAUGCAAGCUCUAUCAACCUCUUGUUGAUGUUUUCAAAUUGGGACACCCUAUUGAAAAUAAAAUAAUGUUUUUUCCCUAGUAGUAUGACAAAAGAAAUCUGGUUGCCUAGAUACUCAUGUAACGGUCUCACUUCUGGUUGGUUCAUUCGAAAAAUUCUGACUUUUGAUUGGAUAGUCUCGUUUUCAUUUCAUAGACGCGCUUGUUCGUUCUGUAGCUAGGCCCCAAUUUUUUCGAUUUUGACGUUAAAAGUUUAUCAAAUAUUGUGAAUCGAGAGUUAUUAAUUUAACAGAAGCUGGCAUAAAGUUGUAAGUUAUCUUCUGUUUCAAUCUGUCAUGGGAAGAACCAAGUUUCGAUCGUGCAAGCCGUUUACUGGACGCAGGAAGCAAGUUAGGCGUCGAAAGACUACUGUUUGUCAAGUUGAGGGUGAGGUUUCAGCUAGCGCGAGAAAGCUGAGCUACUUUGGAGUAAAUUUGGAUUCUUUGGUACAACAAAAAUACCCAAAAAGUCGCGAAGAUGAAGACUGCUAUCUUAUGGUACAGCUGUCCUCGAUGCAGGCACUUUUGACUGCCUUGGCUUGCCCUCAUUGUCUUUCAAUUGGAGUUCAAAUGGCAAUACCCGAAGGCUCUCACCUCGGGUUCUCUGUAAAGUACCAAUUAAAUUGCUCAAAAUGUGGACAGUUCAUCAGUGAAGGCUACCUUUCUCAGAGGAUAGAAGAAUCAAAAUCCAGUAUGCCUUUUGAACUGACUACAAGGGCGAUUCUUGCUUUCAGAGGCAUUGGGUGUGGAUAUUCGGAUAUCACUGAAUGGUGUGGCAUGAUGAAUAUGCCCUACAAAAUGAGCCACGACACUUACUCAAGGCACAAUGCAAAAGUUCAUGAGGCAAGUAAAUCCUGUUUUAAGAACGUACAGGAAAAAUCAAUCGAUGUCAUAAAACAAGCCUACAGAGACAUUGGUGUGGUUCCUGAUAAAAAUGGGAUUUUGAAUAUUUCUGUUUCUUUUGAUGGAACAUGGCAGAGGAGGGGUCAUUCCUCACACAAUGGUGUUGGAGCAGUUAUCGAGCUUAUCACUGGCCUGCCCAUUGACUAUGAGAUCCUUAGCAAUUUUUGUUUGAAAUGCAAAAUUGCUGAGGAAAACCCACUAAACAAAGAAGAUCAAGAAAAACAUUUGCAAAAUUGUGGGAAGAACUUUGAUGGCUCAGCAAAUUCAAUGGAGGCAGAAUGUGCAGUGAGAUUGUGGAGAAGAUCAAAAGAAAAUUUUUGUCUCCAUUACACAACAAUGCUAUCUGACGGAGACAGUAAAGCUUAUGCUGCUGUUGUUAAUGAUUCUCCAUAUGGUGAAGACAUAGUGAUAGAGAAGGAGGACUGCAUCAAUCAUGUCUCCAAGAGAAUGGGCAAAGCACUCAGAGAUUUUGUUGCUAUUUGCAAAUCCCAAAAGCAGUCAGUUUCUGGGAAAGGAAAGCUGACCAAUGAAAAGAUAACAAAAAUUCAAAACUACUAUGGUCGCGCCAUUAAAGAUAACACUGAUGACAUUGAUGUAAUGAGAAAGAGAAUAUUUGCCAUUUUAUUUCACAUGUCCUCAACAGAUCAAGACCCAAAACAUGUUCACUGUCCACCAGGAGAAAGUUCCUGGUGUUUCUGGCAAAGGGCUUUGGCAAAGUCUGUACCUCCUGGUGGGCAUAAAGAUCAUGAAACAUUCCCAACAGAGAUUGGAAAGAAGCUAGUGCCAAUAUUCAAUAGGUUAAGUGAAGUUGGCUUGCUAAAAAGAUGUGCUCGUGGCUCAACUCAAAAUGCAAAUGAGUCAAUGCACAGCAUUCUGUGGAAGUUUUGUCCAAAAAAUACUUUUUGUGGAAAAAAUACGAUAGAAACUGGAGUUGCAUUGGCAUUAUCUCAGUUUUCAAUGGGGGCAUCAUAUAAAAACAUGAUUUUUCAAGUUAUGGGAAUAGAACCUGGCAAAUAUUUAGAAAGAUCAGGAAUUGCAAAGGAUGUAAAAAGGAUAAGAAAAGCUGAGAGGGCUAUGACAACCACUGCCAAGAAGAGGAGAAAAGAAUUGAAAUUUAAGAAAUCACGAUCUAGUAAGGACGCAAGCAAGCGAGAAGGAAAAAUGUAUGAGAGUGGAGGUUUUGAUGUUUAAUCUGAUUGAUUUGGUGGACAUGAACUGUUUUGAAAGUAAAUUUAUCAUUUAUAUAAUUGAUAUAAUAAUGAUUGCUCUAUAAAUAAUUAUUUUCUAUGUUAAAACUGCUUGAAAAUGUAUGUUCUCUAAACGUUUUUUGCUUCCAAAACUUUAACUGCGAAUUAUUCAAGUAUGAUUUUGGGCCCGCUGACCGAACUAAGUGAACAAGUUUUAUAAUGAAGGUUAAUCCAAACUUCUAAAACCUAUAUAUCAAAAUGAUCCUUAAAUCAUGAAGAGUGCAAUAAAGAUGCUUGAUUUGAGGUAGACAUACAGGGAUUCAUUCCUUAGGCAACAAUCUAAAAAACAUUUCAAGGCUGGAUUAUCCCGUUUUUGUAUUUUUACAUCAAUUUUUACAAUAAGUGUAAUAAAGUGGAAAAAUAGGGCUUAGUUGCACUCUCCAGCUCUUAACAAACAAUUUGAUAUAAAGGACAAUACUUUUUGAUGAUGCUGUUAGAAAAUCAAUGCACACUUAACUUUCGAAUUUUCAGAAACAAUAGAUCGCUCGUUACCAUAGCAACGGUUAAUCAAAUCAUUUUGUAAUUUAAAUUUUUGAAAUCUACAGUAUCACUUUGGUCAGAUUUCAUUAAACUGAGAUCUCUAACUGAUACAACCUCAACAUAAAACUAAAAAAUAGCUCGAGAGCCCUAUACCACCAGUGACCUACCUUAAAAGCAAAAUUCGGAAUUUCUUUGUUGUUACUGCGCCUUUGCUAAAGAAGUACUAUUUUAAAACCACUGAGUUUACGAAAGUUUUACAGGCUUGUGUUCGCAGAUUCGGCAGUAAAAGAAAGUACAAAAUUCAAUAAGCGUGUUCUGAUUUCUUGGCUCGACGGUUCCUAUAGUUUCAUCUAAUUCAACAACGACUAAACGGGUCAAUUCGGCAAAACUGGUAUGCUUCAAACUUCUUGAAAUAACAACGCCUAUCCGAACAUCUGAAAUCACGUCUAAACUCUAGCGACUAAAUUCAACGACUGAAUUACUCAAAAAAAGCCAACAAAUACUUUACUCAACAGCAAUUAAGAUAAUUUAGGACAGUUAUACAAAACAGAACAAAGGAGCUGAUCACAAGACAGGAUGUUACAUGGAAAGUGGCCAAGGUGCGAACGAAAGUCAAGCACGCAAAUGAAAUUCAAACAGCAAACAAGUAAAAGUUUCCUUGACGAAAUUCUGUCCUUUUAUGCUAUGGAGGUUUUGGUAUCACAUUUCAAUUAAUAGAGGUCCUGAAAUUAGGAACUUUGGUUGUUCUGCAGGAUUAUUUUUGGCUGUUGUGAAGCAUCGUCGUAUUUUGCAGCUGUUCAGCAGCAAAAUCUUUUAAUUAAUUUGCAGCAGUAUCCUUUCAGCUGUUCUAUAGUAGCGUUGUUUUAGCUGAUAUGCAGACUUUUUCCUUUAGCCAAGGAAUUUUUCCUGAGGCUAGAUGUUUUUUAGGAUAAUUUGAAGCUUGGAUUCUCCUAGUAUUGCUCUCAAUUCAACAUUGGUUUUUUUCUUCAUCUAAACACUACAAUUAUUUUCUUAAACCAUUAAAGAACAUUUAUGGAAGACAUCUUCAGUUGCAAGUUAUCCAGGGCCCGCGCCUUCAUCCGAAACUGGAGAGUUCAGCAAUGUAAAGAAAGCCCGAAUUCUGGCAAAAAUUUUGCUGAGGCUGUUUUAGUUGUGGACUUUGGUUCAAUGCAU